Molecule: messenger RNA, 1665 nt
Organism: Didymodactylos carnosus
Lineage: Eukaryota; Metazoa; Rotifera; Eurotatoria; Philodinida; Philodinidae
Source: the annotation of a GenBank genome assembly
AUGACCAACCAGUUUACCACAGAUGAAGCCGUGGGUACAGAUGCACAGUUUUCAGUUGAUGACAACAAAUAUGGUAAUACAGGACCGGGUGAUGGUGGACGAUUUCGACGACGUGGUUACUUUGGUAUUAGAGGACGUAGAAUGUACCAAUCAAUGUACGAAUCAUUAUUAGAUUCAGAAAUCAUCGAAAGUCCAGAGAAAGCAGCUAUGCCCGAUAAAGCCAUAAAGAUCGCCACGACGAAAUGGACAUCGAAUAUGACAAAGCUUGCCGAUGGUACGAUGUAUGGAUUUUCAAUGUUAUGGUAUUUGUUGACUGAUGGUAUUGAUGGACUUGCGGAUGCUGCGAAACAAUAUGCAAAAGUUCUCCGUCAGAUAGAGUGUAGUUCAUUGCACACUGGACAAGGACCAGAGUGUCAGUACAACAGUACCCAUUUAGGUAAUUGUUAUGCGGAUUGCAUUCCAGGACUAGAAGAUGCUGAAUAUUGUGGGUGCGAUGGGAAAGGUGAGAGAUGUCCAAACAGUCCACCACAUAUCCGAUGUUGUCUUGGUCAAUGUACAGCAGAAAUUAAAUUGGAUCUUGGUUUUAUUUUGGAUGCGUCGGGUAGUAUCGGUGCAAUAAAUUAUGAACUUCAGCGUUCUUUUACUAAAGACAUACUUCGACGUGUCAAUGUCGGACCAAAUAAGACUCAUGUUGCCAUUAUUAAUUAUUCAACUCGUCUACAAACUUUAUCAUUGCUUAAUCAAUAUUAUACACUAGACGAAAAAUUAAGUAGAGUUGAUAAUGCUGCAUACUUUGGAGAAAAUACAUUUACAGGUGAAGCACUUCGAGAAGCAAAUCGUGUAUUUUCAAAUAAUACUGGACUUCGACCAACUGAAGAUGGCGCACCAAAAGUUAUAUUUCUUAUUACAGAUGGACAGAGUAAUGGUGUUCUAAAGCCAAUACAAGAAGCCAAUGUUUUGAAACAACGAGAUAUUCAUAUAUUUACUGUGGGAGUAGGUAAUAAUGUCGAUCUUACUGAAGUGCAGGGUAUUUGUACGCCACCGUGGUCUGAGAAUUACCUACCUAUCACGAAUUACGCUGGUUUGGAACAAAAAUUGAGUCAGUUUAUGUCGAAAACAUGUACUGAACCGAUUAGUGUGGUCGAAAAUUCAACAGUUAUUGGAGAAUGUGCGAAAGACAAGUAUAAAUUUUUUGAAGUUAGUAUUAAAGUUGUUGGUAAUAAAAUAUUGAUAACCGUGAAACUUUUUAAUGGAAAAGUUAAAUUAUUUUAUUCAUUUAAUGCUCGAAAUCCAAAAGAUCCAUCUGACUUUGACACUUAUUCAAAUGAUAAAUCAAAAACAUCAGCUACACUUACUAGUUCGAUAUGGGCAAAACAUUAUUUUAAUGAUAUUGGUGUACACGUAUUUGAGUCAAAACAGGGUAUAAUGCGUACGGAUGAAGAUGAAGUGACAUUAAUAUUGGAUAAGCCGUCAAAUGAUACAGAAUUUGUUUAUAUUGGCGUUAAAGGAUUAGAAGAACAAAACAGAUUUGAAGUGGCAUUUGAUGAUUGUGCUAAUGAUAAUGUUGAUUGUACAAUAAAAUCAACAUCAUCCGUAAUUAAUAUGAAUUUAUUUGGUAUCAUUAUUCUAGUGCUUAUUAGCUUUUUAUCUAGAAUGUCAAAUUGA